GGGCGGGGCGGGGCGGCGCCUCAGCCUCAAAAUGUCCGCCACGCGCGGCCUUUGUGUGCGGCCGCCACGUGCCCGGCCCGGCCCGGCCCCACCGCCGCCUCCUCCUUCUCUCUUGCAGCAACGAAGGUUUUGGGAACAGUGAAAUGGUUCAACGUGCGGAACGGCUACGGCUUCAUCAACAGGAAUGACACCAAGGAAGAUGUGUUUGUACACCAGACUGCCAUAAAGAAGAAUAACCCCAGGAAGUACCUUCGCAGUGUAGGAGAUGGAGAGACCGUGGAGUUUGAUGUGGUUGAAGGAGAAAAGGGUGCGGAGGCAGCUAAUGUUACAGGACCUGGCGGUGUUCCAGUGCAAGGCAGUAAAUAUGCAGCAGACCGUAACCAUUACAGACGAUAUCCAGUCGUAGGGGUCCUCCACGCAACUACCAGCAGAAAUCAGAAUAGUGAGAGUGGGGAAAAGAACGAGGGAUCAGAGAGCAUACCAGAAGGUCAAGCCCAGCAGCGCCGUCCCUACCGCAGGCGGCGGUACCCACCUUACUAUAUGCGAAGACCCUAUGGGCGUCGACCACAGUAUUCCAACCCUCCUGUGCAGGGAGAGAUAGUAGAGGGUGCUGACAACCAGGGUGCAGGAGAACAAGGCAGACCAGUCAGACAGAACAUGUAUCGAGGUUAUAGACCACGAUUUCGCAGGGGUCCUCCUCGUCAGAGACCGCCUAGGGAGGAUGGAAACGAAGAAGAUAAAGAAAACCAAGGGGAUGAGACCCAAGGUCAGCAGCCACCUCAACGUCGGUACCGGCGCAACUUCAACUACCGGCGCAGACGCCCAGAGAACCCUAAACCACAAGAUGGCAAAGAGACGAAGGCAGCCGAACCACCAGCUGAGAACACGUCCGCUCCCGAGGCCGAGCAGGCGGGGCUGAGUAAAUACCGGCUUACCAUCUCUACCAUCAUCCGGUUUAGUCAUCAAAGAAGAAAAGAAUCUGAAAUGAAGAGAAGAAUAAGAAAUUCCAGCAAUAAGAAAUGAACAAAAGAAUUGGAACUGAAGACCUUAAGUGCUUGCUUUUUGCUGUUGACCAGAUAACUAGAACUAUCUGCAUUAUCUAUGCAGCAUGGGGUUUUUAUUAUUUUUACCUAAAGAAGUCUCCUUUUGGAAACGACAAACACGUUUUUUAAAAAGCCUGUUUUUCUCAAUACACCUUUAAAGGUUUUUAAAUUGUUUCAUAUCUGGUCAAGUUGAGAUUUUUAAGAACCUCAUUUUUAAUUUGUAUGAAAUGUACACCUGAUUUUUUCAAGUCAAACUGCAAGCAUCUGUUAAUAAAGGUCUUAAAGAAUUGC
Messenger RNA from Gavialis gangeticus (Gharial), 1334 nucleotides. RefSeq names its product Y-box binding protein 1 (gene YBX1). Lineage: Eukaryota; Metazoa; Chordata; Crocodylia; Gavialidae. Gene Ontology annotation, molecular function: nucleic acid binding. Gene Ontology annotation, cellular component: nucleus. Gene Ontology annotation, biological process: regulation of gene expression. The record is from RefSeq and is a predicted model, not a curated record.